AAUGAUUAUCACACUUAUUAUAAUCUUUAUAUAUAUCCCACUGGGAUUCGCUCUGGUUGUUUCUCAGCCUUAUCGUGUGACAGGAAAAGAUGGAGAAGUCUCCAUACACUGCUCUUUUAGAUCCAAACUGAGGCCGGAAGAGGUCCAGGUUUCUGUGUAUAAAGCAUUGCAUGGACACGAGAGGAUCUGUAGCGCGUAUGUCAACCUCUCAGAGCCCUACUUCGCAACAGAUGGCCCAGUUCGCUGCAGAGGGAAUAUUAACUUUGGAGGAGUGGAUCUGAUCAUCGCUGGACUGCGAGGGGAAGACACGGACGUCUAUCGCUGCGAGAUCGAGAUCCUCUUUCCACCUCCAUAUCUCAGAGCGCUCGGGAACGGCACUGUUGUUUACAUACAAGAAAUCCCAAACUGCCUCACUGCACACAAUGCAUCCACCCAGAGCCAGCGUCAAAGCAAGAGCCAGACAUCUUAUCGGGAAACUGUUGAAAAUGAUAUUGGUCCACUUCUUCUGCUAUACAUCAUCUUGAUCAUCACUUCCUGCAGUUUUUUUCUACAGAUCGCCAUCUGCAAAUGGAGAACUUCUUCAUCUAUGGCACCGAUGCUUUCCCAAAAAGAGAGCUAUGUGAAAUUCUAGGGGGCGUGAUUUUCCCCUUCCUGCAUGUCCUAGCAUGUAUUCACACCUGCAUGUACUCGCAUGUCAUUUUCUCCCGCAUGUAUUUACAUGUCAUUUUUACCUGCAUGUAUUGACAUGUAUGCACUGUAUUUUCUACAUGUACUCACAUGUAUUCCUACCUGCAUGUAUUCACAUGUAUUUACACUGAUAUUUGACGUUGUUAUUUCAUUUUUUAAACAAUAGUUUUCUUUUUUAUGUUAAAAAAUAACCUUUAAAGGGGACCUAUUAUGCAAAAAUCAGUUUUAUAAGAAGUUUAAAUACAUUUGUGUGGAAACUAUGUGAAUAUAACCAGCUUCUAAUGG
Danio rerio (zebrafish) is the source of this 972-nucleotide messenger RNA. The record is from RefSeq and is a predicted model, not a curated record. NCBI's taxonomy places the organism in Eukaryota, Metazoa, Chordata, Actinopteri, Cypriniformes, Danionidae.